This is a messenger RNA of Molossus molossus (Pallas's mastiff bat), 1853 nucleotides long. RefSeq names its product decaprenyl diphosphate synthase subunit 1 (gene PDSS1). NCBI's taxonomy places the organism in Eukaryota, Metazoa, Chordata, Mammalia, Chiroptera, Molossidae. Gene Ontology annotation, cellular component: mitochondrion; transferase complex. The coding region runs from base 117 to 1214 and encodes 365 amino acids. The transcript is spliced from 11 exons. Gene Ontology annotation, biological process: isoprenoid biosynthetic process; ubiquinone biosynthetic process. Gene Ontology annotation, molecular function: prenyltransferase activity. The record is from RefSeq and is a predicted model, not a curated record.
GGAGUACAUAUUAUCAGAAAGAUGCACAAGGUAACACAGCCAGGAAAUGUUGGGAUUUGAACCAAGAUCCAUCUUCCAAAGACCAUGCUUUUAACAACUGUCACAUUGCCCAGUGGAUGUCCUUUUUUUAUCAUGUGAAGAGUUUAACAUCUGCUUGUCCAAAUAUGUACAGUAUAUCACGGCUCUAUCACACAACAUCGGCCAUGUUCUGUUACAGUAAAACACGGAGUGGUGAGAAAUACACCGAUCCUUUUAAACUUGGUAGGAGGCACUUGAAAGGUCUGUACGAGGACAUUAGAAAGGAACUACUCAUAUCACCAACAGAACUUAAGGAAAUGUCUGAAUACUACUUUGAUGGAAAAGGAAAAGCCUUUCGACCAGUUAUCGUGGUGCUAAUGGCCCGAGCAUGUAACAUUCAUUCUAACAACUCCCGAGAUGUGCAAGCCAGCCAGCGCUCCAUAGCCUUAAUUGCAGAAAUGAUCCACACGGCUAGUCUGGUUCACGACGAUGUUAUUGAUGAUGCAAGUUCUCGGAGAGGAAAACACACAGUUAAUAAGAUCUGGGGUGAAAAGAAGGCUGUUCUUGCUGGAGAUUUCAUUCUUUCUGCAGCAUCGAUGGCUCUGGCACGAAUUGGAAAUACAACUGUUAUAUCUAUUUUAACCCAAGUUAUUGAAGAUCUGGUGCGUGGUGAAUUUCUUCAGUUAGGGUCAAAAGAGAAUGAGAAUGAAAGAUUUGCGCACUACCUUGAAAAGACCUUCAAGAAGACUGCAAGUCUGAUAGCCAACAGUUGUAAAGCAGUCUCUGUCCUAGGAUGCCCUGACCCAGUGGUGCAUGAGAUUGCCUAUCAAUACGGAAAAAAUGUGGGAAUAGCUUUUCAGCUAAUAGAUGAUGUACUGGACUUCACCUCAUGUUCUGAGCAGAUGGGCAAACCAACGUCAGCUGAUCUGAAGCUCGGGUUAGCCACCGGCCCUGUCUUAUUUGCUUGUCAGCAGUUCCCAGAAAUGAAUGCUAUGAUAAUGAGACGGUUCAGUUUGCCAGGAGAUGUGGACAGAGCUCGACAAUACGUACUACAGAGUGAUGGUGUGCAACAAACAACCUACCUCGCCCAGCAGUACUGCCAUGAAGCAGUGAGAGAGAUCAGUAAACUUCGACCAUCCCCAGAAAGAGAUGCCCUCAUACAACUCUCAGAAACUGUACUCACAAGAGAUAAAUGACAAGUCUUUCUGUUAUUUCUGGCAGCUAUUUUACCAGACUGUGCCUAAAGAAUUUUGUGGAAUAUACUUUGCUUCACGUGCAGAUAACCAAAAAUCAUUUUAAAAAAUCAUUUCAACCUUAAUGAUGGGCAAUUCUUUUUUAUUGGCAAAGUUUUUCAGAAAAGUUUUAAAAUAAUUAGAUCAUCUGGAACUGUCAUUCUUGUCCUAUAAAUUCUAAUCGAGGUAUCUUGAUGGUUAUAUGUGGUAUUGUUUACACUGUUAAUAUUCACAUGUAAAGCCAUUACACAAAUAAAUAAUCAAUGUUAAAAUUCAAAUGGUUUAUCUUGUUUCACCACAGGAGUAAAUGUCAGAGAACUGAGAAGUCUACAUUUCAAUCAGCAUUAGAUUUUAACAGUAUCCAAAAUUUCGUAUAGGAGAAUGGUUCAUUAUAAAAGACUGUACAUAAAAUUUAGACGAGUUAUAUACAAAAUUAAGACACAUUCCACUUGAAAAAAUGAAAUGAAAAGGUAUCUAGGUGAUCACUAGUGAUAAAAUCAUGUUUAAAAUUAACAAGGCAAAAUGCAUAUGCAACAGUCAUAUUGAUUUGGUAGCAAUGGUCUUUAAUUCUCAGAAAUAAAUGUUUCGCACUAGUCUUACCAU